Messenger RNA from Corticium candelabrum, 657 nucleotides. RefSeq names its product tetratricopeptide repeat protein 32-like. The transcript is spliced from 2 exons. The record is from RefSeq and is a predicted model, not a curated record. The coding region runs from base 39 to 455 and encodes 138 amino acids. Gene Ontology annotation, molecular function: protein binding. Lineage: Eukaryota; Metazoa; Porifera; Homoscleromorpha; Homosclerophorida; Plakinidae.
CGCACGCGCUCUGCCACGUGACCACACUACUCGUCAUCAUGUCGAGUGCUCUCUUUGAAGAGGCGAAAAGUCUCGUCGUGACGGGCUGCGACACGGAAGCGCAAGGCAAAUACUCGGAGUUCAUAAUCUAUUGCCACAACCUGUUGGACGGCGGAGUGAAACAGAGCGAAAGCGGCAAGGACAUGAGAGAAAUGUUGGCGCUUGCGUACAAUAACCGCGGGCACUUGCGCUACUUGUGCGUCGAUUUCGACGACGCGAUUGACGACUACACGAAGGCGGUUGAGUACAAUGAGAAUUUGGCCGUGGCGUUCUAUAACCGAGGACAGAUCUAUUACAGACUUGGACAGUUUGAGAAGUCAAUUGGUGACCUAUCCAGUGCAGUAGCUCUUGACGAGAACUUCCGGGAUGCAAGAGUUUUUCUUGAACAAUCAAAGAAGAAUUUACAAAAGAAGUAACACGGCAUAUGUAACAGACGAAACGAUAACAGAAAGGAUUUAAUUCAACGGCUGUUGAAAUCAGUUGGAUUUCAUUGUGUUUUAAUGGUCAAAGACGAGGCAGACACAUAGACAUAUUAUGGGUGGAACGAUUGUGUGUCUGUGUAGACAGUUGGGUUUGUAGUCGAUUUCAAUAGAAAAUAUGAUAUGAUGAUAUAGCAAU